This is a messenger RNA of Aspergillus tanneri, 342 nucleotides long. RefSeq lists its product as uncharacterized. The coding region runs from base 1 to 342 and encodes 113 amino acids. NCBI's taxonomy places the organism in Eukaryota, Fungi, Ascomycota, Eurotiomycetes, Eurotiales, Aspergillaceae. The transcript is spliced from 2 exons. The record is from RefSeq and is a predicted model, not a curated record. Gene Ontology annotation, molecular function: protein dimerization activity; DNA binding.
AUGCCUCAGAAAUCUUCUUGGUUAAAGAAGCGUCGCUCAGAGAGUGCACGAGCAAAAACACAACAGCGGCACAGACGUAAGAGAGGGCUAUUCAAGAAAGCAGCAGAGUUCAGCCUUGAAUGCGAAUCCGACGUAGUUGUGGCUGUUCGGAUUCAGAAAACUGGGCAGAUAUAUAUUUUUGAUUCAGCCUCAAAGAAGAAAUGGCUAAAUACGCUGUCCGACUUGGCGACGUAUUAUCCCCCUCCAAUCCAGGAGACACUGGAAGAUGUCAUCCCCCAACUUGAGUGUUCGUCAUGGAAUCUGGGAGGUGGGUCAGCAUCUACGAGCGAUGACAAGGCAUGA